This is a messenger RNA of Branchiostoma floridae (Florida lancelet), 4897 nucleotides long. Its product is annotated as ubiquitin carboxyl-terminal hydrolase 36-like. Gene Ontology annotation, molecular function: cysteine-type endopeptidase activity; cysteine-type deubiquitinase activity. The record is from RefSeq and is a predicted model, not a curated record. Lineage: Eukaryota; Metazoa; Chordata; Leptocardii; Amphioxiformes; Branchiostomatidae. The transcript is spliced from 19 exons. Gene Ontology annotation, biological process: regulation of apoptotic process; protein deubiquitination. Gene Ontology annotation, cellular component: cytosol; nucleus. The coding region runs from base 306 to 3887 and encodes 1193 amino acids.
GUUGCCAAAAAUUAUGUCACAAAAUUAGAUUCCCGCCCUUUCCUUCAUUUUUCGUCAUCGUCAUUUUAAUUCCGUUUUUAUGGACCAAUAGUGUUGACAGCUUGUUAAAGGAUGAUACACCUCGCCAGUAGCUGCUAUCUGAGUGCGGCUCUUUGCCAAAGUUUUUCGCUGAUUGCCACACCGCCUGGUUGUAGCAAGUCUCCGCCGGUUUAGGGUUUGCGUCCAAGCUUGGUACCACGUGGUUUGUCCUGUCCACCCGACAAGGAGGUGCUAUAGACGAAUGUGUUAGGAUAAGUGUUCAUCGAAUGUCUCAUUGCAUAGAAUCAGAACAUCUCAAGAGGAGUAUGCCAGCCCUGCAUUUUGCCAAUGAUAUGUCACGGGGACAUAUAACAGAGAAGCUGAGCUCUUCGCUUCGUCGAAAGGUUGAGUCCGUUGAACCUGCAGACUUUGAUUCGCAGUUCCAAGAAACGGUAUCAGCGGCAGCUAAACAAGUGCUUUUACAAAAGGUCGAGUUUACCCCGGCCAGAAAGCCAUUUUCGUACGAACUAGAUAAGCUGAAGUCAAAAUACAUACGUCUGAAUCCAUCAGCAACAUCCAGUAAGGCUUUGGAGACAGAAAACUCUCCCUCAGGUUCACGAUCAAAAAUGGAAGGAAAACACAUGCCUGAUGAUGGCAUUCCACCACCAAAGAGAGUGCUGUUUGCUCCCGACAAGCUCCGUAUCCAGUGGGACAAAGUUGCUAAAGUAGGGGUGGGACUGGACAACAUGGGGAACACUUGUUUCCUCAACUCAGUUAUCCAGUGUCUCAGUUACACAGCACCCCUGGUCAACCACCUCAUGUCAGAACAUCAACAGUCAUGUCGAGUGAGCGACUGGUGUAUGAUGUGUGAGUUGGGACGACAUCUUCACAGAGUAUUUAACAACUCGAACGCUCACAGCAUCAGACCAAUGACCAUCAUUAAUAGGCUCAAGAGUAUAGCAAAGACAAUGCAGUUUGGUCGGCAGGAAGAUGCGCACGAGUUCUUCAUGAGUGUGGUGAAUGCCAUGCAGAGGGCUUGCCUCAUGAACUGUAAUAUCAACCCAAAUAAGAAUGUUGAUACCUCAACGGCCAAUACCACCAUAGUCUACCAGGUUUUCAGUGGCUACUGCAGAAGUCAGGUUCGCUGCUGUAGGUGCUCGAACUUGAGCAACACCUUCGAUCCUUUCUUGGACCUUCCUCUGGACAUCCGGGGUUCAUCAGUACAACAGUGCCUUGAGCGCUAUGUCAGAGCUGAGCAGAUGUCAGACGAGAAUGCGUACUCUUGCGAGAAGUGUAAAAGGAAGUGCCAAGCUGUGAAGAAGCUCAGCAUACACAGAGCCCCCAACGUCUUAACCAUAUCUCUUAAAAGGUUCAACAACAUGGGACUGAAGGUUACUAAAGAGGUCCAGUACUCAGAAACAAUGAACUUGAGGGCAUAUAUGAGCCAAGAGGGACCGCCAGUAAUCUACAAGCUGUAUGCUGUCCUGGUGCAUCAGGGUUUCUCCUGCCAUGGUGGACACUACUACUGCUUCAUCAAGGCUCCCAAUGGAGUAUGGCAUAUGAUGAAUGAUAGUUUGGUGGGUUCUUUAUUCAUUAUAGUACGGCAGGUAGGGCUGAAUACGGUGCUAUCCCAGCAGGCAUAUCUGUUAUUCUACAUAAGAAUACCGUCUAAGGAAACAGGAGCAUCUUCAGCAGCUACCACUGGCUCUGCUCCAGUUAAGAUUGUUAAGAAUGGGCCACAAGGGAUUGCCAAGACUAAGGUCAACACCACUGUGACAUCUGGAGUGCAAAGGCAUGCCUUCAUUGGUCCCCAGCUCCCUUCUCACAUGAAGAAAACCCAGGAGGCCAAAACUAAUGGAACAGUGUCCAAUGGACCACUGGGAACCCACGUGCCACGGCAGAGCACCCCUGUCCACAAGCCGCAGGCUGCAGCGCCCACCCCGAAGACGAUCCCCGCCCCGCCCAAGGUGGAGAAGAAGUCCUCAAUCUUCCGACCCUCCAGCAUCCCUCCCCAGUCCCAGAGGGAGAAGUUGGCCUUCUCUAUCAAGAAACUGUCUGUGCAGCCGGCAGCUGCCCCCACAGCGAAACCUGAGAAAGCUCAAUCACAGCAGAAGAAGGAGGAAGGUUUGACGAACGGCGUGGGAACUGCCACUGCUAAGGUUAACGGACACAACGGGUCAGUUGCUACCCACAGCUCUGGCACAAUUGUACCCUAUUCCGAUGAGGAGUCAUCAGAUAGUGACGGUGAGAGCAGGAAUGGCCAUAUUGCCGUCAAUGACAAGACAUCCACCAACGGCAGUGUCCAAACCCAGGCUGAGGAUUCAGAAAAGCAACAGAAGCUGGUAGAACAUGCUCAGCCCAGCCCUACUACUAGUGAUUCAAAAACUGUGAAUGUUGCCCCGUCAUCUACUUCCACUGCAACAAAAGAGCAGAAUGAACAUCCCGCCGAGACUCCUGGAAAUGGUGCCAAGUCGGAAGGACCAGCCAAUCCCGAACAAGAGAGGGUUAAUGGACAUUCUGUAGGCAAGUCUGACGAGGAGACCAAGGAUGAGGAAGCUAACGACUCAGCUCAACAGACUGUAGCUCCCUUCGCAGGUUUCCGUCGCAACAGAGUUCGGUCCAGCAGUGGCGAAUGGACAGUUGAUGACGUGAAGCAUCUACCAAACCCUCCCAGCAAUCUUACAGAAGGCAUGUCUCCGGCUGCCAGGGUGUCGGCUCUGGAGAGCAAAGACAAAGUAGGGGACUCACAAGUUGCAGGGAACGGUUUGGACGAUAAAACAAAGGCAACAGAAAGUCAGACUCACCACAACAAUGUGAGCAAAAUCAAGGCCAACCACAACGGCACUCACCCGCAAAAGAAGCUGUCAGAAGCCAGUCUCGUCUCUGGGAAGCGGGAUCAUUCAUCCGAUGACCACCAUCAAGAUCAUGGGAAGAAACUGAAAACCGAAGGGUCUGGUAGUAUCAGCAGGGACACAUUCAGUCACAGCGACUACAACACAGUUGGAACCAAUGGUACAGCCAGUAGGUCAGGCAGCUCUGACAAGGAGAGUUCAUCCUCAAGUAGACACUACUCAAAUGACUCCGGGUAUCUCAGUGUGCAACAUUCAGAGACAAGAGACUCAAGGAAAGACCCUGAAGCACAGAGGAAGAGAAGACACAGUGAUUCGGAGGACUCUGACGAUUCUGGAUAUGAAAAGAAACGCAAAAAGCACAGAGAUCACCACCAUCAUCAUAGACUUGUAGAAAAGGUCUCAAGAAAACACAAGAAACACAAGAAGAAGAAGAAAAAGCACGAAAAGGAAAGAGAUGAACACAAACUAAACACAGCAGCUCGAACUGACAAUAAAACUCAAAGAAAACAUAAAAGAAAUUAUGAAGAUGACUCUCUUGACCAAGAUUCGGAUAAGAAAAAGCAUCACCAGUACGAAAAGCGACCCGAAAAACAAGUGAUUUCCCAGCGGUGGGACAAGGAUGUCCGUGACGGCUACAGACGUUUUAACGACAGCGAACGCAGCUCCAAGAGCAGUUCCUGGGAUGGCCGGAUGACGUCAUCAUCACGAUCCAUUGAUGAGCUGCUGGAGAGGUCUAACAACAAGGGGUAUGGGGCAAAAGUGCUAUCCUGGGAUGGAGACCGGAGCUACGUCAACCGAGAGGCCGACCGUGACAGGCACUUCCACCGAGGUGUGAGGGACGAGUGGGAUGAGGAGUUGGACAAGGGGAAGACAAAGAAGGUGAAGUCACACAGGUCUGAGCACUACCGUCGACCAUUCAAUGUAUUCCAGAAGAUCUCAGAUGCUAGGCAUAAAUACAAGGCACACAGGGACGGCUACAGUAAAUUGCAACCCAGCCAUAGCUGGCACGGUCACUAAACCUGGCCAGGCUCAGGCAGAGAGUUCAUGUACAUGUGGGAUGUUGCUUUUCUCAAUAUUAAUUUUUCCUCGUAUAAAGCAACCACCAUAACACAAUUAUGUAAGGUCUAUAUAACUUGUAAAACUGUAAAUACGAGUAUGCCAUGUACAGAAACUGGCCUUUAACAAGGACUCCUGUGCAACCACUUAAGUAUCAUAUUUUAGUUUUUAAGUCAGUCUCAAUCAAUGAUAGAUAACAUAAUCUCAACAGUCAACCUCUAUAUGCUGCAAUAUGUUAUUAAGUGUUAUAUCAAUUAUGUACCAAUACUAUAGUGUGUCCUAUUCAAAAGUGUGUACUACACAGAACAUGAUAUGGUACUAUCUCAGACAAUUUCAAGUUGGUGCUUACCACAGUAAGUUGUGUUUACAGCUGCAAAAUAAGGCAAUGGUUGCAAUAGCAAGUAACUGCAAGUCCGUAUUUUGAAGAGUGGACCUUUUCCGCCAUUUUCUUCUCCUAUGGGAGAGACUCACACAGCUUGAGUGGCGACCCAAGCUUUGUGACACAUGAUUGAUAAAAGCUGGGCCAUUUUGAGGAGGAUGAUUCAUCACAUCCGACAUACAACAACCUGUUUUUCAGGUUGAUUGUCUAUUUGCAAUUGCAGUCAUUAUUUUUGGAGGGUCCUCAGCCACACCAGGAGGUCACUAAAACCACCAAUUUUGUUUCAUAAACAUUCUGGACAUUGCAGAGAUGCUUUUUGUCAAUGUUCAUAUACGCCCCAGAUUUAGAUCUUUUUUUUUUUCUUUUUCAGUAGUACUGUAAACCUAGAGUGAAGUAGUAUAGUACAUGCCAUGGCACUUUAUGCUACUCAAUUUUAAUAUGCUUCACUGCCAUGAAUAUAUGAAAAUGUGUACUACUGUGUAUGUGACAUUUUCAGGUUUAGUAAUGACUAGACUAGGAAACCAGAGAAGAAUGGUUUCCACCUACCUGCCACUACGAUGAUGUAAUCCUGAAUAAAUUUUACCAUCAGCAA